AUGGAAGAAAAAACUAUUGAAACAUCUUUAGAAACAAUGAUAAAAAAAGAAAAUAUAACUAUAUUAAUGAUGUUUCCCGAUAUUGAUUAUUUUAUACCAAAUUUAAAAUCAUUGUUAAUUGUCUAUGAAUAUAUUGUUCAUCAUUAUCAAAUAUCAAAUUGGCUUCAUAUUAAUUUCAAAGUAACAGAUUCAAAUUGUUCAAUAUCGUUAGCACCUCAUGUACUUGUUAAAACAAUGCUUUCAACUAUUCCUGAUGUUGUAUUUGGACCAUUUUGUGAUUUGGCAGUAGCACCUGUUGCUCGUCUUCUUCAUUUUCAAAACAUUCCUGUUAUUACAAUGGGAGCUGUAUCCAAUGAAUUUACUUUACAAAGACAAACAAUGUAUUCAACAUUAUUUAGAUUUGGAUAUAGAACAGAUGAACUUGGUACAUUACUUGUAAAACUAUUUCAAUAUUAUAAAUGGUCGUUUGUUAAAUUUCUCUAUGAAGAUAACCCUAAACCUUGGCAUGAAUGUCAAGUAUUAUUAAGACCAAUAGCACAUACAUUUGCAUCAAAUCAAAUUCGUUCAGAUAACAGAAAAAUAACAAAUCAUGAUAUAAAGGAUAAUUUUAAAUCAAUAUUUAUUGAUUUUAUUAGUAAUAAUGCAUCAGUAUCUUUAUGGUGUGUUAAUCCUCAAACAUUUCGAUCGGCUAUAUUAACAGCGCAUAAACUUGGUUUUGUAAAUGGAGAAUACGUUUUUAUUUAUCUUGAUACAGUUUUAACACAAGAAAAUACCGAUGAAAAAAGUUUAUCUGUAAGAAAACCUUGGCAUGAUCCAAAUGAAACAAAUAAUCAAAUAAAUGAAAAUGCUCAUCGUGCAUUUGAAACUGUACUUUUUGUUCGACAACGUCUUUAUACAGGCGAACGUUUUCGCCAAUUUGCUGAUAAUAUUGUUGAGUUUGCACGUCAGAGAAAUCGAACAAAACAAUUAAUACAUGAAACAAUUGGAACAGAUGAAACUAAUUUUUAUGAUGCAGUCGUAACUUAUUUUAAAGCAUUAAAAGGUCAUUAUUUACAUAGGAAUUCUGAAGAAUUAAUCAACAAUAAUGAAACAAAAACAAAUCGACGAUUAGAUGCAGAUACACUUAAAACAAUGAUUUGUAAUCGAUCAAUUGAAGGUAUUAAUAAAAAUAUAACAAUGAAUCAAAUUUGUGAUCGAAUUGAUAUUGGUUAUACUGUUUUUGAUUUGGAUCCAGAUACAGAAGAAUUAAAAGCUGUUCUUGCUUAUCCAGCAGAACCAUAUUCAAUUGAAAAUAAUCAAUUACAAUGGUUAAAUAAAUCUCGUCUUAUUUAUUUUAUUGAUAGAAAUUCAACAUUUAUCCCUGAUAGUCCACGUUGUGGUUUUAAUAAUUUAAAAUGCCCUAGAAAUACUCUUAUUCCAAUAUGGGGUUGGAUUAUAAUUGGUCUUUUAUCAAUUAUUGUUCUUCUUCUUAUUCUUGGAUUUAUUUUAUAUCGACGAGCAAAAUUUGAAGCCGAAUUAAAAUCGAUGCAAUGGUUAAUUAAAUGGGAAGAAUUAUCUGGAAGAACAUUAUUACAUAAUAGUGUUGCCACACCAUCAUUUCAUAAGCUUUCACUUUCUCAAAAGCGAAGUUCUUUUUCAAGUAAUCAUUCUGAUGAUAGUGACACAGAUGUUCGUACAAGACAAACUUUUACAAAAACAGCAUUUUAUAAAUCAUCUCUUGUUGCACUUAAACGUUUUUAUAAAACAAAAUUAGAAACAACACGUGCAUUACAAUUAGAAAUGCAAGAUUUAACUCAUGAUCAUAUAGCUCGUUUUAUUGGCAUUUGUAUUGAUCCAAAACAUCAAUAUAUUGUUACUGAAUAUUGUCCUAAAGGAAGUUUGCAGGAUAUUCUUGAAAAUGAUGAAAUUAAACUUGACACCAUGUUUAAACAUUCUAUCAUGCAUGAUAUUGUUAAAGGUAUGCAACAUAUACAUAAUAGUCAAAUUGGAUCACAUGGAAAUUUAAAAAGUUCAAAUUGCGUUGUUGAUAGCCGAUUUAUCUGUAAAAUAACUGAUUUUGGUUUACCAACAUUACGAUCAAAUAGAAAUCGACCUUCACCAUCAUCAGACAUUGCUGAUGAUCUUUUAUAUCAUAAAAAUCGUUUAUGGACAGCACCUGAAUUAUUAAGAGAUUCAAAUCCACCAUCUGCAGGUACAAUUAAAGGUGAUGUCUAUAGUUUUGGAAUUAUUUUACAAGAAAUUCAAUUACGCAAUGGGCCGUUCUAUUUACGAGAUCAACAAUUGAGACCAGAUGAAAUCGUCGAAAGUGUUAAAUGUGGUAGUUUAAUUCGUCCAACAAUUGAAGUUGGUGAAUGCAAUAUUGAAAUUGGUCAAUUAAUGAAACGUUGUUGGCUCGAAGAUCCAAAUGAAAGACCAGAUUUUACCGAUAUUCGACAAAUAAUGCGUCGAAUCAAUAAAGAUGGUGAAAGUGGAAAUAUUCUUGAUAAUUUAUUAAAACGUAUGGAACAAUAUGCAAACAAUCUUGAAGGUCUUGUUGAAGAACGUACAAGUGAUUAUUUAACUGAAAAGAAAAAAGCUGAAGCUUUACUCUAUCAAUUGUUACCAGCAACAGUUGCAUCUCAAUUAAUGGGUGGUCAACCAGUAAAAGCUGAAUCAUUUGAAAGUGUUACUAUUUAUUUUUCUGAUAUUGUUGGUUUUACAUCAUUGUCAUCGGAAAGUACACCAUUUGAAGUUGUCGAUUUAUUAAAUGAUCUCUAUUCGGUAUUCGAUGCUGUUACAGAAAAUUAUGAUGUCUAUAAAGUUGAAACUAUUGGAGAUGCUUAUAUGGUUGUUUCUGGUCUUCCAAUGCGUAAUGGAGAUUUACAUGCGAGAGAAAUAGCUCGACUUUCUUUAGCUCUUCUUAAUGCUGUUUUGAAUUUUCGUAUUCGACAUCGACCCGAUAAAAAAUUAUUAUUACGUAUUGGUAUACAUUCAGGCCCAUGUGUUGCGGGUGUUGUUGGUCUUAAAAUGCCUCGAUAUUGUUUAUUUGGCGAUACAGUAAAUACAGCAUCUCGAAUGGAAUCAAACGGAGAAGCUUUACGUAUUCAUUUAUCGUCAAGUACAAAAUCUAUUCUUGAAAAAUUUGGUACAUUUGAGCUCAAAUUACGUGGUGAUAUUGAAAUGAAGGGAAAAGGUAAACAAAGAACAUAUUGGCUACUUGGUGAACAAGGUGGUUUAAGUGCUCAACAUAGUUUAAUGAAUUGGAACGAUGAUACUAUUGAUGAACAUUAA
This is a messenger RNA of Rotaria socialis, 3270 nucleotides long. Lineage: Eukaryota; Metazoa; Rotifera; Eurotatoria; Philodinida; Philodinidae. The record is from the annotation of a GenBank genome assembly.